UGGUGUUUUUUGUAGUUUGUUGUGAGAAAUGGUUAACUGGUUAAUGCCUUAAUGUGAAAUGAUGAGCUGGGUUGAUGUGAAUUGUGUGUAGUUUUGGUGUUUUUCUAGUUUGUUGUGUAAAAUGGUUAAGUGGUUAAUGCCUUAAUGUGAAAUGAUGAGCUGGGCUGAUGUGAAUUGUGUGUAGUUUUGGGUUUUUUGUAGUUUGUUGUGAAAAAUGGUUAACUGGUUAAUGCCUUAAUGUGAAAUGAUGAGCUGAGCCGAUGUGAAUUGUGUGUAGUUUUGGUGUUUUUCUUGUCUGUUGUGUGAAGUAGUUAAGUGGUUAUUGCUUUAAUGUGAAAUGAUGAGCUGGGCUGAUGUGAAUUGUGUGUAUUUUUGGGUUUUUUGUAGUUUGUUGUGAAAAAUGGUUAACUGGUAAAUGCCGUAAUGUGAAAUGAUGAGCUGGGCUGAUGUGAAUUGUCUGUAGUUUUGGUGUUUUUCUAGUCUGUUGUGUAAAAUGGUUAAGUGGUUAUUGCCUUAAUGUGAAAUGAUGAGUUGAGUUGAUGUGAAUUGAGUAUCUAAGUUUGUGUUUUCAAGUUUGUUGUGAAAAUUGGUGAAAUGGGUUGUUCUCAAAAUGUGAAAAAGAUGAAACUUGGUGAGCUGGUUGAGGUGUUUAGAUGGGACAUGACAUAGUUGCAACUUACUGUGGACAUGAUUUUAGAUAGGAGGGUGUGGAGAACCCCGGAUUAGGGAUUAGGGUAGUAGAUUUGUAGGUAGUAGUGUAAUGUAUUGUUGUCCGUUCAUAUUAGAGCUAAACAAGUUGGGUGAAAAAGAAAAUAAGAACCAAUAGCAAGUGCAGGCUUUGGUGGCCAACGGAUCUUUGUUCUGUAAAUCAAUUGAGUAAUUUGCAUUCUUAUGGCUUCUUGUUUGGUUGGUUUAUUUCUUCAUUUGAAGCUUCUUUUGACAUUGUUGUCGCUUCCGCUUGUGAUGAAUCUGCACUUGUUUCCAUGACGACCCAUAUGAAUCUUGAGAGGAUUCUUCAAGGCAUAAACAGAAAGAUGCCUGUGCUUCUACAAGAUAAAAGCAAGUUCUCUCUGCUAGGUUAUUAUGCAGCAGAUUUCAGCAGCAACGGGCAGUUGCUAAUGGUCAGAGGCAAAGGGAACAAGCAUAUCAACUCUACUAGUAAGAAGAAUUGCUUUUGUGCUGAACAACAUGCACCUGGAGGGAAGCGGGGAAGAUGGAGAUGUGGAUGUCACAAAUUGGAUGCGAUACUAGAGCAGUGUAGGGCAUUCUCUUUGAAGGAUAACAUUUGGGCACAGAUUGUAUGUGAUAGUUCUCAAGCUGUUAUCGGAAAAGUAGGGCUAAUACCAAAAGUGCACCAUAUACAUAGGAAAGGAGAAGCCAUAUUCCAAUUAGAUGUCCACGUAGUGUUUUAUGGAGUUCCUGUAUUUGGUGGCCACCAUCACUCAUUGGGUUUCAAGAGUCCAUCUGAGCAGGUGACCAAUCAUUGCAAGAAGCCUGAAUGGGUUAAGGAUCUUAACAGGAAGCAGCCGUAUCUUGACUUGGAUACUGUAAUUCUAUCUGUCAACACAGCUAAUGCGGCUAAAGUCUUUACAGAAGCAAAUAAUUCUGCCAAAAGAUCCAGGAUUCCCUUCCAUUUCUUUUGCAUGUUUUCUGUUUUGACAUGGCAACUGCUUGCUGUAUUGCUGGCAUCAUUCUCAACUAUCUUGUACGUCAUCGUUCAGUCCUUUCAUAUCUGUUUGAUCCAUGUGUCCCACUCGUAUAUCUAUGUUGCGUUGGAGAAGGUAUUUUGCAAUACAUGCAAAAAUCUGGAAAUCGGAUGCUGCCAUCUCCUGUAUUGGCCGGUUAUUCUCAAAGAUUAUGGUCUCAGGUCUCAAUCCUGCGUGGAAUAUGCUGAGAAAGCGGCAUUUCACAGACAUUCCAUGUGGACAAGCCUUAUAGUUGAUCUACUUCUGGGGAACUUUCUUGGCAUCAUAUUGUGGUCUCGAGCUAGAGCAGCUUGCGCAUGGGUUUCAAGUUUCUCUGAAAAUGUUACUAACUAUCUUCUGCGAACUGGUUGUGUGUGGCUCAUGGGAAACCCAGCGGGAUUCAAGUUGAACACUGAGCUAGCCGGAGUUCUUGGGACAAUUUCCCUGAUUGCUAUUCAAAUUUGGUCUACCCUUUGGUGGUUAUUGGGUUUCUUCUUGAUUCAUCUCAUAAAAGUAGUUGCUGUAUUUGGUUCAUUGUUUGGUCUGACAGCAGCAGCUGCUCUGAUCAUCGACACAAUUUCACUUGCAACUACACAUGUUUCUGCUCUUCAGUGGUUGCUUACAUUGCUCUAUUCAUGGCAAAUACAGGCAGUAGAUGCUUUAUGGCGACUUUUCAGGGGUAGGAAGUGGAAUCCUCUUCGUCAGAGACUAGAUAGCUAUGCGUACAGUGUGGAACAGCACGUUGUUGGGUCUCUCCUAUUUACUCCACUUUUACUUCUGCUACCGACGACUUCAUUGUUCUAUAUUUUCUUCACCAUUAUGAAGACAACCAUUAGCUUUGUCUGCAUAGCCAUUCAGUUUGGCAUAGCUAUAAUUCAUGCCACACCUUAUAUUAAGAUUUUCUUUUGGUUCACGAGGAGGAAAAGAUUUCCUAGUGGAUUAUGGUUUGAGAUUAUUUUGUGUCAGAGAAAUGCCAUUAAUUCGGCAGAGGUUGAAUCUGUUGAUAAGACUGCAUCAGGCUCUGAGAAUUCUCGCCACUGUAAAUCGGCAGUUCUGGUUUCAUUUCUUCACAGCAAUUAUUUGAGCUUAAGACAAGUAGUUUGGCCACACUAUAGAAAUGUUUUUUCAGAUGUAUCUAGAUCUUCCAUUGCAUUGUCGGCUUAUGGUGUUCUAACCGGAAAAAGAAGUCCGACUGCUCCAAAGAUUGGUCUUCCUCCGACGCUGCCAUGGAUGUCUAUUCCAUACAAAGAAUACUGGCGCCUUUGCCAUGAAGCAGUCCUCGGUUGCAGACAGGAUUGCAACUGCAAAUCACACCAAUAGUUGUCAAAGAAGGGAGGACAACAAAAGGAAAAGAAUUCUUUAGCUUGCGUUUUUCAUGCUGCCAUUCCAUACGCGUAUUCCUUUCAUUAUUCUCAGUGUCAGGAAUUGUUUCAUAAAAUUUUGUACACAUGAGAGCGUAACGCAGUAUCGAAAAGCAAGUUGUUUGUGUAUAGUUAGAAAGGUUUUUGUUUUUUUGGCCAACUUCUAUCCAAGAUGCAGCAAUUUUGUUUUGUUAUAGGACUGAAUUGUGAUGAAUGGUGUGAUGUUCUUUUCUUUCUUA
Capsicum annuum is the source of this 3285-nucleotide messenger RNA. Its product is annotated as N-acetylglucosaminyl-phosphatidylinositol biosynthetic protein gpi1. Gene Ontology annotation, cellular component: membrane. The transcript has 9 exons. The record is from RefSeq and is a predicted model, not a curated record. Bases 984 to 3005 code for a protein of 673 amino acids. Lineage: Eukaryota; Viridiplantae; Streptophyta; Magnoliopsida; Solanales; Solanaceae. Gene Ontology annotation, biological process: GPI anchor biosynthetic process.